CACUGCAGCAUCGCGAUACCACUGCACGGCUCGUCCAUUGUCGCUUCUCCAGCCAUUCGCAGCCGAUAAACAGCUCCCCGGCAAACAUACCACAUCAUGACUGGUCGAGGUGGAGGCGGCGGUCGCCGCGUCUUGCUCCCGCCCAUCAACAUGAUUUUCAAGCUCCUCCAGAAUAAUGCCACAGUCAGUGUCUGGCUGUACGAGCAGCUGUCAAUCCGCAUCGAAGGCAAGAUUCGGGGCUUCGACGAGUUUAUGAACUUGGUUAUCGAUGACGCCGUGGAAGUCAAGCAAAUCACAAAAACAAACGACAAGGAGACGAGGAAACCGCUGGGCCAAAUCCUGCUCAAGGGCGACAACGUCUCGUUAAUCCAGAACCUGUCCAACUAAAGUGCUUUUUUUUAAAUAAUUCUGAUACUAUGUAACUAUGGAGUUGCGUUACUUUGCAAAGGGAUAUUCUUCUUAUGAAUCACGCAUCACAUCUGGGUAGCAAAUAAACAAUGGGCUUGGGCAUAAUGGAAAUUGAUUCAGCCAAGUAGAAGCUA
Molecule: messenger RNA, 542 nt
Organism: Trichoderma virens Gv29-8
Lineage: Eukaryota; Fungi; Ascomycota; Sordariomycetes; Hypocreales; Hypocreaceae
Exons: 5
Coding region: 97-387 (96 amino acids)
Biological process (GO): spliceosomal snRNP assembly; mRNA splicing, via spliceosome
Cellular component (GO): U4/U6 x U5 tri-snRNP complex; U5 snRNP; U2 snRNP
Molecular function (GO): RNA binding
Source: RefSeq, a predicted model, not a curated record